Molecule: messenger RNA, 1948 nt
Organism: Papaver somniferum (opium poppy)
Lineage: Eukaryota; Viridiplantae; Streptophyta; Magnoliopsida; Ranunculales; Papaveraceae
Exons: 13
Coding region: 211-1731 (506 amino acids)
Cellular component (GO): cytosol
Molecular function (GO): mRNA binding
Source: RefSeq, a predicted model, not a curated record
UUUCAGAAAUUAAACUGUAACUUUUUCCUUCCCUUGUUUUAAUUCAUAUCGAUUUCGACCUCUAAAUCACCUCCUCCAUCUUCUUCUUCUUCUUCUUCUUCUUCUUCUUCUUCUUCUUCAUUGCUUCUGUCUUCGGUUUACCGCGAUUAAUACUCGAGCUGAAAAUCAAGGUUGUCAGGAGCGGAAGAACCUUCUUAAGCGAGAGAAAUUAUGGCUUCUAGCUCACGUGAUUCUUCUUCCAGGAUAGCCUACUAUAGAACUACGGGAUAUGAAGAUGUUUACCCACAUGAGGUUCAUCCACUUCUUCAGGAGCACACAAGACACCCAGAUGCUGAUUCAAUUAGAUCCGCACUAUCUCAGAUUUAUUCCUUGAAAAUAACAGAUGAAAACCGCCAAGAAUUUCAAAAGGAAUUGACUUCAAUGACCGAGUUGUCUUCCAAACUGAACCAUGAGAUAGAAGUUUCAUAUACGGAAAGAAAACAUUUAUCACAAGAACAAGGGUUUCUGUGCAUAGAGUUGGCUAAGAAGGUUCCAGGCAUUCCCAAAAUGCCCAUUUUCUCAGGUCUUUCUGCUUGUCAGAAGAAGAUGAUUACGACUUUCUUGGACCAAAAAAAGCGCAGGGAGGUGGUAGCUAGUUAUAAUCCACAAGCUCGAGUACUCCAGGCACUACUGGUUAGCUUCAAUGCAGAACAACUUGCUCAAAUACUCAAGGUACCGGUGGAUCUGACAGAAAAAUUGAAGAACAAGUUACCAAAAACUUUUGAUGAUCCACCAGAACCUGCUCAACUGCCCAAGAGCCUAACAGCAACCAUGGUUCCGCUAGAACCUGCUCAACCAGAGCGCCGCGAUUGCCAGCUCAAGGAUAUCCAAGGCGUAUUACAAGUUAUUUCUCUGAACAUUACAAUGCAUCGAGAACGGAUUAGCAGCUGUCUGAAAUUGCUUGAAAUAGUCAGCCAUUACAUCGAGGCUUUGAGACUCUGCUUUGAAAACCUAGAGGAGCCCGUCGUAGUUACCUCAGAAUUUGGCGAACAAGAAGCUGUUGAGCAGAAUUUAUCUUGGGAUUCGAGACUUUUUGUUGAUAACCUUCCAUUCACUAUCGAUGUUUCUGAAGUUGUUGCAUUGCUUCAAACAGUUGGAAAUGUUCAGAUUGUUAGGUUUUUCUAUGACAAUUUAACUCUGAGAAGCAGUGGGUUUGGGUUUGUUACCAUGUCCUCUGCUGAGGAAGCUCAAGCUGCAACACAGAAAUUGAAUGGCUUGAUAAUUGGUGAUAGAACUAUCAGAGUGAACUAUGGACCACCUCCACUUGAGGAAAGAUUUGAGUUUGGAGGAUCUCGAGGUGGUGGAGGUUGUUCUGAUACCUAUAAAAGGUUAUACGUGCGUAACCUUCCAUUCAAUGUUGACGAUACUGCACUUGGGUCUUUAUUCAGUAAGCAGGGAAAAGUAUUGGAGGCUAGAGUUAUGCAUGACACGAAGACUGGUAGGUCGAGGGGUUUCGGAUUUGUCACUUACGGCUCAACCGAGGAUUUCAAGAACGCACUUUCAUCCUUAAAUGGCGCUGUCGUGUAUGGCAGACGAAUUGGAGUCUCUAUGGCUAAAGAGGGACGGACAAAGGCGCUUUUGAGCAUUGAGCAGGACCUGUAUGACAGACGUUUCUCCGUGGCUAAAGACAGACAGACCAAGGAGCUUUUGAACGGAACAGGACCUGUAUGGCAGACGAUUCUCCAUAGCUAAAGAGAGACAGACCAGGGGGAUUUUGAGCAGAGCAGGUUUUCAUAAUCUCAAUUAAUUUUGUAUGCUUCUGCCUGUGUUUCGAACCAAAGAUAGAGGAUCGGCUAGGCCCUUGUAUUUUCAGAAUCUGUAGCCUGUGAUGAUGAUAUACAUGUUUUGUUGGAAACUUAGUGUAUUGACGUUAAUGAUACUCUUUUCAGUACAACUGUCUGUAAGGUUA